This is a messenger RNA of Xyrichtys novacula (pearly razorfish), 3664 nucleotides long. The record is from the annotation of a GenBank genome assembly. NCBI's taxonomy places the organism in Eukaryota, Metazoa, Chordata, Actinopteri, Labriformes, Labridae.
CCUGGCUGAAUCGAUGGCCAGAAUUCGCCAGACCAAAAGACUACAUUACCCAUAAUCAGACGCCUUCCUCUCAAGAGCACAUGCGCAGUUGUUCGCUCUACUCUGGACAGCUGUAGGAGAAAAUGGCAGCACUCAUGCUAGGACAGCAGGUAAGACAUUCAAUGAUUUUCGUAUUUUUUAUCGUUUUAUAAGGAAUUUGCACAAUUUUUUUAUUUCUCAUGAACAAGUAUUAAUCUCUUUUAUGUUUCCUGGAGACUGUGGGGGACCUAAUAAGUUUCCAAUAUGAUCACACGAGGCAUUGCACUUGAAUGACUGCUAACGUUAGCCCACAAGCUAACCGUCUUUAAUGUAAACGGGACAUGGCGUGCCAGAAGUUCACCAGCUAAAGAUUUGUUAUUUUUCUGAGCUGAGAUUGUGCAUUUUUUUGUUUUUUAUUUUAAGGUCCGUCAGUUCAGCUCGUCUGUGGUUAGACCUGCAGCAAAACUGAUCAAGGUAAUGUAGUUUCAGAGUGCACGAUGAUGGUGGCAGAUAGCAUCUGAAAUAACUUGUCCCUGCAGGUGGGUUAACCUGUAUUUAUCACCUUCUAGCCCCCCAUUCAGGUAUAUGGAGUGGAGGGCCGCUAUGCCACAGCUCUGUUCUCAGCUGCCAGUAAGCAGAACAAGCUGGACCAAGUGGAGCAGGAGCUGGGAAAAGUCUCUGUAAGUCAAACCAGGAAAAAAAAUGCAGUUCUCUAAAGUGUAAUGUACAAUCAUUAACUCAUUACUUUCAUCCUAUUGUUUCUUAGGCCCUGAUUAAGGAUCCCAAACUUUCCAGCAUUGUUAUGAAUCCUCAUGUGAAGCGUAGCCUCAAGCAGAAGACUUUUGGAGACGCUCUCACAAAGGCUAAACUUUCACCCAUCACCAUCAACCUCAUCAGUGAGUGAUCACUGGCCAACUGGCUGUUUUCCUACUAUAAGAUUGCCCUUGGCUUUUGUUGGCAAUGUACAGAUUAUAGCUCAGUAAGCUCUAUGUAAAUGUAGUAUUCUGACAUAUCAUAGAUCGAAAGUGGAAUUGAUUGUGAUUUGUCAGGUCGGUGAAGAUAACCAAAAGAAUAAAAUGCUUAUAAAUCACCAACACGCUACAACAGUUAGACUGAAGGAUUAUGCUUAUUUAAGAAGUAAAUCAACAAGCUGUUACUUUCAAAGACAGCUGAUAGAAACCUAAAUUUAGAAACAUAUUUUACAGUUCUGCUCAUAUUGAGGCUUCUCUCAUGUUCUUCGGUAUCAUAAGUAAUGCGAAAAGCAUGGUCCCUGUAAUUCACACAGAUGCAUGACAUUUGGUUUGCACAAACCUGAAAGACAAACUGUUGAGGGGUUGCAUAUGUAUUUUCUGACACUGUAUAGCUUUUUGCUUUCAGAGCACACAUGGCAAAAUAGUGUUUUGCAGUUUCACUGUAUGAAAUGUAUUCCCAAUAACUUUCAUUUCAUAGAUUUUUUUUAUGUCUGUCCUUGGGCUUCUGUGACCUCUAAAGGACCUAUGAGGGAAGGAUUGUCAGAACUAUGAUAAAACUAGUGUUAUACAAACGGUUUGUAUUAUAGACAAGACAGAAUGAACAUUGUCAAACUUGCAGACUUCUUAUUUGUUAUUAGAAGUUGAAUUCUUGAGGAACAUGUUCUCACAUACCAAUAUUGUUGCUAGUAAUGCCUUUGUAACUGAAGUUCAAGCUUCACAGCACAUCUACAAAAGCAGCAUUACAACUGCACAACAGAGCUGUAAUGAUGUUUUCCAGGGAGUGAAUAAAUGUGAAUGAUUGUGUUUGUAAAUAAGACAAUUACUGAUGGAUAAUUGAUGCAGAAAUGUUUGGAUGGAUUCACAAACUAGGGGUCCACAAUUAAUUGUAUUUUGAUUGCAAUCAUGAUGUUGGGCCUCCCACAAUCAAAGAAAUAUGACUUAUGGCAGUUAUUGACAAAGCAGGGAAGAAGAGGAUCAAGUAUAAGUAAGUGUAGCAGAGGGACAGCGUGAGCACUGAUAGCAAGUCUGCAGAAUUUAUGAGCAUUAAAAACCAGCAUAAUAAGCUAACAAUGCAUGACUUCACAGUGAGUAACCCAAAGGCGCCUAUUAACCAAAACCAAGGUCCUAAUCUAUUAAAAAUGCAGUCAUUUCUUUGCUGCAUUAUUGUGUCAAAGAAUUGUAUCAUUUUGUAUGUAAUGUUGUUAUUUGCCAUUCUUACAAAUAGAAUGAAAUAAUGUCAUACCGGACUUAACAUCAACUAAGCAACUCUGAUACGACUAAAACUUUACAAAUUCUGCAUAGUUACAAUAGUACAGAAACACAUUAAGGUCCAUUUUUGUAGUUGCACAUCAUAAAUGUGAAAAGAUAAUAGGUGAUUUUUUUUUUUUUUUAAUUUCAUGAAAGAGGACUAGAUCACUCUGAUUACUAGGUUCAACAUUGUAGAAACUGGAGCAUAGAAAAUGAUCAGAAUGAAGGAAAUGAGUAAUAUGGGAAAAACAUGAUAAACAGUGAAAAAAAAAUUCCCUGCAAGAAAUGCUGUUGAUUAAUAACCUGAUCUCAAUGCUCAUAAUAAUGGCAGUGACUAUGAUUUAAGUCAUAAUCAUGCAGCCCUACUCAAAAAAACAUAUUUACUUAAAUGUAUCAAGUUAUGUUAUCAGCAGUCAGUUCAAACCGGUCAGUUUGAACGGCAAAGAAAGUGAGUGAAAAAUCUCCCAUUCUAACACAACCUGCUUUUGUGUGACAGAUGUUUUGGCUGACAACGGUCGUCUCACCUUAACUGGGGAUGUCAUCACUGCUUUUGGUAAAAUGAUGAGUGCACACCGUGGAGAGGUCAUCUGCUCUGUCACAACCGCUCAGGUAUGACAUUCAGUGUAUUUCUGUACAUCCAUGUUCAAUCAAAUGCAUGUAAAGACAGCCCCAUUGACUAAACAUGUUCAUUUUAUCCAUCAGUCACAAGUUCUAGAUGUUUUAAUCUGACUGCAAGUUCAUUGUUUAAUCUGCAAACAUAAAUAUUUGUGCAUUUCAGCCUUUGGAUCCAGCUAAUCUUGCUGAGCUGAAAGUAGCUCUUGAUGGCUUUCUUCAGAAGGGUGAAACUAUCAAGCUGGAGACAAAGGUACAGUGUCAGUGCAUGUUCCCAGACAUAUUCAUUUAAAAACACAAUUGAUUGUUAUUAUGACUGUCUAAUUGAUAGUAUGAGUGAUUUUACGAAAAAGUAAUUCUGUCAUCUAUCAUUCUAACUGUUGUAUUCCUCUCCCAGUCGGAUCCCGCUAUCCUGGGUGGCAUGAUUGUCAGUAUCGGAGACAAGUAUGUGGACAUGUCCACCAAAACAAAGAUUCAGAAGCUGACCAAGCUCAUCAAGGAAACUUAAGUCCUGUGGACUUAAAUCUGUUUAGGUUGGAGACGUCCAUCGGGGGGAGUCUGAUAAAUGUAUAUUGCUACCUGCUCUAGCACUGCAGUUGCUCCAGUGUCUGUGCUUCAGUUCAUAUGGAUGUUAAUAAAAAACAUUAAUAAAAUAUAAAAAUGGAGGAUGGCCUGGUGUUGUCAUUUGUUUUUAAUUUACACUUAUACUUUACUGUUUCUUUGUCAUGGACAGUGAUUGUGAGGACAAAAGUCAACAGUGUCAUGCAAUAUAUCCUUUCUAAUGUGGUUAUUAAAAUGUUUCCAAUCCUAAAGAC